AGCGCGCGGAGCGCGCUUAGCGCGUGCAUACGCGGCGGCGGUUGGCAGCGCGCGGACUGUGUGAGGUGAAGCGAGGCGACUCCGGACUCACGGACCGACAGACCGAGCGGCCCUUACGGCCGUCCGCAGCCAGGCGGCCCGAGAUGUUGUCUGGGAAGAAGGCAGCAGCCGCGGCGGCGGCGGCGGCGGCAGCGGCGGCGGCGGCCGGGUCGGAGGCCGGUGCCGGGGCAGCGGGCGGCUCGGAGAACGGCUCUGAGGUGGCCGCGCCGCCCGCGGGCCUGUCCGGCCCUGCCGAAGCCGGGCCGGGGGCGGCCGGGGAGCGCACUCCCCGCAAGAAGGAGCCCCCGCGGGCCUCGCCCCCCGGGGGCCUGACUGAGCCGCCGGGGUCCGCCGGGCCUCAAGCUGGGCCUACCGUCGUGCCUGGGUCUGCGACCCCCAUGGAAACGGGAAUCGCAGAGACUCCGGAGGGGCGACGGACCAGUCGGCGCAAGCGAGCGAAGGUAGAGUACAGAGAGAUGGAUGAAAGUUUGGCCAACCUCUCAGAAGACGAGUAUUAUUCAGAAGAAGAGAGAAAUGCUAAAGCAGAGAAGGAAAAGAAGCUUCCCCCACCACCCCCUCAAGCCCCACCUGAGGAAGAAAAUGAAAGUGAGCCUGAGGAACCAUCUGGGCAAGCAGGAGGACUUCAAGACGACAGUUCUGGAGGGUAUGGAGACGGCCAAGCAUCAGGUGUGGAGGGUGCAGCUUUCCAGAGUAGACUUCCUCAUGACCGGAUGACUUCUCAAGAAGCAGCCUGUUUUCCAGAUAUCAUCAGUGGACCACAGCAGACCCAGAAGGUUUUUCUGUUCAUUAGAAACCGCACAUUGCAGUUGUGGUUGGAUAAUCCAAAGAUUCAGCUGACCUUUGAGGCUACUCUCCAACAAUUAGAAGCGCCUUACAACAGUGAUACUGUGCUUGUCCACCGAGUUCACAGUUACUUAGAGCGUCACGGUCUUAUCAACUUCGGCAUCUAUAAGAGGAUAAAGCCCCUCCCAACUAAAAAGACGGGAAAGGUAAUCAUUAUAGGCUCUGGGGUCUCGGGCUUGGCAGCAGCUCGUCAGUUACAAAGUUUUGGAAUGGAUGUCACACUUCUGGAAGCCAGGGAUCGUGUGGGUGGACGAGUUGCUACAUUUCGCAAAGGAAACUAUGUAGCUGAUCUUGGAGCCAUGGUAGUAACAGGUCUUGGAGGGAAUCCCAUGGCUGUGGUUAGCAAGCAAGUAAAUAUGGAACUGGCCAAGAUCAAGCAAAAAUGCCCACUUUAUGAAGCUAAUGGACAAGCUGUUCCUAAAGAGAAAGAUGAAAUGGUAGAGCAAGAGUUUAACCGGUUGCUAGAAGCUACAUCUUACCUUAGUCAUCAACUAGACUUCAAUGUCCUCAAUAAUAAGCCUGUGUCCCUUGGCCAGGCAUUGGAAGUUGUCAUUCAGUUACAAGAAAAGCAUGUCAAAGAUGAGCAGAUUGAACAUUGGAAGAAGAUAGUGAAAACUCAGGAGGAACUGAAAGAACUUCUUAAUAAGAUGGUAAAUUUAAAAGAGAAAAUUAAAGAACUCCAUCAGCAAUACAAAGAAGCAUCUGAAGUCAAGCCACCCAGAGAUAUCACUGCUGAGUUCUUAGUGAAAAGCAAACACAGGGAUCUAACUGCCUUAUGCAAGGAAUAUGAUGAAUUAGCUGAAACACAAGGAAAGCUAGAAGAAAAACUUCAAGAAUUAGAAGCCAAUCCCCCAAGUGAUGUGUAUCUCUCGUCAAGAGACAGACAAAUACUUGACUGGCAUUUUGCAAAUCUUGAAUUUGCUAAUGCCACACCUCUCUCUACACUUUCCCUUAAACAUUGGGAUCAGGAUGAUGACUUUGAGUUCACUGGCAGCCACCUGACAGUGAGGAAUGGCUACUCAUGUGUGCCUGUGGCUUUAGCAGAAGGCCUGGACAUUAAACUGAAUACAGCAGUUCGGCAGGUUCGCUACACAGCUUCAGGUACGUCUUUACUGGAUGCGAAAGUGAUAGCGGUGAACACCCGCUCCACGAGCCAGACGUUUAUUUAUAAGUGUGACGCAGUCCUCUGUACCCUUCCCUUGGGUGUGUUGAAGCAGCAGCCACCAGCUGUCCUUGUGCCGCCUCUUCCUGAGUGGAAGACAUCUGCAGCAAGGAUGGGAUUUGGCAACCUUAACAAGGUCGUGUUGUGUUUUGACCGGGUAUUCUGGGAUCCAAGUGUCAAUUUGUUCGGACAUGUUGGCAGUACGACUGCCAGCAGGGGUGAGCUGUUCCUCUUCUGGAACCUCUAUAAAGCUCCAAUACUAUUGGCACUAGUGGCAGGAGAAGCUGCUGGCAUCAUGGAAAACAUAAGUGAUGAUGUGAUUGUUGGCCGAUGCCUGGCCAUUCUCAAAGGGAUUUUUGGUAGCAGUGCAGUGCCCCAGCCCAAGGAAACUGUGGUGUCUCGCUGGCGUGCUGAUCCCUGGGCCCGGGGCUCCUAUUCCUAUGUAGCCGCAGGAUCAUCUGGAAAUGACUAUGACUUAAUGGCUCAGCCAAUCACUCCUGGCCCCUCAAUUCCAGGUGCCCCCCAGCCUAUUCCACGACUCUUCUUUGCUGGAGAACAUACAAUCCGUAACUACCCAGCCACGGUCCAUGGUGCUCUGCUGAGUGGGCUGAGAGAAGCAGGAAGGAUUGCAGACCAGUUCUUGGGGGCCAUGUAUACCCUGCCUCGCCAGGCCACACCAGGCGUCCCUGCACAGCAGUCCCCGAGCAUGUGAGAUGGAUGUGUUCUAAGGGAAGAGGCCGAUGUGUUUGUGUCUUUUGCUGCAUAAGCAAAGCUCUUCUAGCAAUAUUAGAUUCCACUGAGAAACUCACCCUGGCAUCUGGGCUCCAGAUCAACUGCUAGAGCUCCUGGUGGUCAGGUGGCCAAGGAGGUUGCCUCCUUUAAGUGACUUAGAGCUAGGGAGGCACUUGUCCAUUAGUGUGGGAGUCUGUUCUUCAUUAGGACUGAGGCAAGCAAGUGCUGCGAGAGAACAUCUUAGUCUCUUUGUGUGUGGUGGUUUUUUAUAUUUUGAGAAUAAAACUUCAUAGAAAAUUAGUCUUAUCUUUUUGUUUCCCCUUAGGGUUCGAGUUAUAUAUAAGGCAGGGUGUUACUCCUUUGAAAAUGCCAGUUUUAUCCAUGUUUAAAUAAAGAGGAUGUUUAUAUUAAAGGAGAAAAUGGUUUGGUCUGGUCAGAAGACAGGAUUGAGGGGGGUUCCCAUAGAAGCAAAGGGCUUCCUGGUCUGUGGGGCUAGACUUCCCCAUUGGGAUUGUGGGGUGACCAUGUGCCAGGGGUAGGAAGCUGCAGGUCAAGCAUGUGGAUAUUAGGAAACAAUGAAUUUUCAAGAUAAGACACAAGCCUUGACACAAAGUUUGGGUGGGCCUCUGGCAGACCAUCCUGGCUUUAUUCCCCUAGAUUCCCUCCAUGGGUAUGUGCUAACUUUCCACUUCUGUCCAAGGUAUUGAUAUAAAAGUUUAAGGAGAUCAAGGGUUUAGGUAACAUAGUGGAAAUUUCCUGUUGCUGCUGUAACAAAUUAUCAUAGCAGACUCUGAAGGAAGAUUCCAUUUCCUUGCCUCUUUCAGCUUCUAGUGACUGUAUUCCUGGGCUUGUGGCCCCUUCCUCCAUCUUAAAAGCACAUUACUCCAAUCCCUGCUUCCAUUAUCACCUUCUCUUGUUCUGUAGUCAGAUCUUAUCUUUCUCUUAUAAGGAUACUAGUGAUUUCAUUUAAGGCCCACCCAGAUCUCUCUCCCACCUCAAAAUCCUUAAUCACAUUUGCAAAGUCCUUUUUGCCAUGUAAGGUUAAAACAUUUUUACAAAAAGGGAACAGUGCCUGUUUCUUCCAAAGGGUUCCUAACAGACUAUGUUACUGUAAGUAUAUGUACAUAAUCUGCUUCUGGAAGUUGGAUUUUACUCCUGUUAGUCAAUUCUUCCCUAUAAUUAGUUUAAAUGAGGUUUUAUUCUUAGUAAGAUUUAAGGAACAUUACAUUGGUGUUCUGACUGGAAGAUGAAGAUGGAGAGGGCUUUUUCCCUCGUCCUGGAAUGAGUGACAACCAUGGGAAAAAUUUGCACACCAGGAUCAGGGCAAGUGGUGUAACUAUGAUGUAAAGGUGAGAAGAGCAUGUAGUAGAAAGUAUAUUGACUUUGGACCACAACCUAUAUUUGAAUCCUAGCUUUGCCAUGAAUAUUGUUACCUCAGGAGGUUAGGGUGUCUGAUCCGGUGGUCUGUGGUCUUUGAAGAGUUUUUGUUUUUUAAAUAAACAACAUAGGUAGCUUGGGCGAUGA
Balaenoptera musculus (blue whale) is the source of this 4321-nucleotide messenger RNA. It is a transcript of the gene KDM1A, whose product is annotated as lysine demethylase 1A. The record is from RefSeq and is a predicted model, not a curated record. Gene Ontology annotation, cellular component: nucleus. Gene Ontology annotation, molecular function: flavin adenine dinucleotide binding; oxidoreductase activity; protein binding. Gene Ontology annotation, biological process: regulation of DNA-templated transcription. NCBI's taxonomy places the organism in Eukaryota, Metazoa, Chordata, Mammalia, Artiodactyla, Balaenopteridae.